Molecule: messenger RNA, 3991 nt
Organism: Salvelinus fontinalis (brook trout)
Lineage: Eukaryota; Metazoa; Chordata; Actinopteri; Salmoniformes; Salmonidae
Product: zinc finger protein ZFP2-like
Exons: 3
Coding region: 344-1759 (471 amino acids)
Biological process (GO): regulation of transcription by RNA polymerase II
Cellular component (GO): nucleus
Molecular function (GO): RNA polymerase II cis-regulatory region sequence-specific DNA binding; DNA-binding transcription factor activity, RNA polymerase II-specific
Source: RefSeq, a predicted model, not a curated record
GCUAGUCACACACUGUCCUUCAACGCUUUAAGACAAUCCACAGUAUUUAAAAUCAGUGAUGAUACGCAGCCAUUGCCAAGGCUCGACAUUCAUGAGGACGCUGGUUGUGAACUGACAGAGGUGCGGCAGAAUCGACUCAUUUCGUCGAGGGUCAAGACAACGAAUCUAAAAGGAUAAAAGCCCGUCAACGUAAUGCAAAGCACUUCCUCGGUUCAUUUGCAUACAAUUCAACUCCACGUUUCGAUAGUGAAAGUACAAGCGUGGUGGAGUCUUAUUGUUACAUUGACCCUGUAAUUCCAACGAGACCAAAAGUUACACACAUUGACAUUUGGGGUUUGCUCCAAUGGAGGGCUCUGAGACUGACUUGACUUCGUCUGAACCGGAUGCACUUGGGGCAGACUUCAUCACAGUGGAAUUGGAUACCCAACCCAUAGAAUAUGUUGUCAAGUGGGCCGAGGUCGGGUCCAAGUUCACAAUAUCCUGUGUGAAAAAGGAGGCGGACGAGGGGUCUGGCCUAAAUCUGGAGCAUGUGAAGGCAGAGCCAGACGAGCCCUUCUUUGCCCAGUAUGAAGAGGAGUUCACUGGCUGUGAGAUAGCAGAACAGAGUGUCGUAGUAAAGGCGGACGACUCGGAUGAGGAUGACCACACUGAGCCAGGGAGUAGCCAGCUGGUUCCUAUUGGAGAUGGCUCUGAUUCGGGCUCAGAGAAAUGGGAAUAUAUCUCACCAGGGGGAUACUACAGCUGCAACUACUGUGGGAAAUGCUACAGUCAUUCCUCAAGCCUAUCAAGACACCAACAAUUGCACACAGGAAAGGCACCCCCACUUCCAAACAAGCAAACAGAUACAGGCUCAGGUGAGGGGAACAAAUACAAAUGCACGCAGUGUGCAAUGCGAUUCAAAAGCAGACGAGCUCUCGGAACUCACCUGAGAACACAUCGGGGCAUGAGAGUUUACCCAUGCAACAUCUGUGGGAAGGAUUUUAACCACAGCUCCAGCUUGUCACGUCAUAGGCUCAUCCACAAAAAAGGGAAGGGUAUUCCCUCUGGUGUCAUACCUGCUGAAAUCAGUUAUGUCCGCCGCCCACCUGGCAGCAGGAAUAAGAAGAAGCAGGCUGAGAAGAAGAUCCCUGGCGAAAAGAAGAUCCCUGGCGAAAAGAAGAUCCCUAUCAGGAAGAACCUCUCUGGCGAGAAGUUCUAUGCGUGUACACAAUGUGAUAUGACCUUCAAGAACUCCAUUGGCCUCUCAAAACACCAGGUCUCUCAUGUCAAGGACCUACUUAAUAACUAUGCCCAUGGUAAAGACGGUCUUACCAAGUCCUCUGACUUGAAAAUACGCCUCAAGUUGUGCUCGAGGGACAAACCCAACUUCUACACCCUCUGUAAGAAGAACAAGCGAUCAAGAGCUGCCAAGCGCCAGCGCCAAGCAUCGGUCUCUGAGGAAGAGGAAGGACCAUAUGCAUGCGAGCAGUGUGACAAGCGCUUCAGCCAAGUGCAGAGCCUCGCCAGGCACCAGCAAAUGCACAAGGGAGACAACAAGUUCAGCUGCUCUUACUGUAAAAAGACCUUCACCAGGUUGUCCAACCUCCACCACCAUGAGAGAUCUCACUCCACAGGGGGGAAGUACGAAUGCACAACCUGCAGCAAGACAUUUGUGCACUCGUCCAGCUACUCCAGGCACAAGCGGCAGCACGCAGAGGAGGAGGCCCGCCAGCGGAAGGGCAUAGAUGAGAUGGAGCCACUUGAUUCAGACUCUGAGUGAGCGCAGUCGUGGUCUGCUCUUGACUGCCCACACACAGCUGUCAAAACUCUGGGUUUCAGGGGUUGCGAGUUUUGGGGGGGAUUUUGUUUGGGACUGGAAUUGGCUUUACUCUGAGUAUAUAAAGUGUGUAAUGACUUAUGUUUGUAUGGUAUCAGCAAAUUGGAUCUCGGGAUGGGGUUAGGAAUUUGGGUUCAUUUUGAGUGAGAUUCCUCACCCCCUUCCCCCUCACACACAUAAACAUUUUACCUAAAUUGCACUGACAAUGUUGUCCUCUGCUGCUCAUGCAAAACAUAUUUUGAUUUAUUUUGUUGAAAUUCCCUUUUGGCCAUGGUUAGUUAAAGGUUUAGGGUAAAAGUGUUGCUAGAGUCUCGCCAGCUGUGUAGUAUAUCAGCCAUGUCAAGAUAUCACCCUUACCACACACACACAUCAGAAAACUGCUAUAAAAUGCUUCUGAUAUCGAGUAUACCCCCUUUUCUGUAUGUAAUCUUUUUUUUUUUUUUUUUUAAAUCUCUGAUGUGACAAAGGGUCAAAAUGAAAACCUUGCCAUCAAACUAAAUCCGGAUUUGACCUCAGAGGAUUAAUCUGACGCCACAUACAGUCCCUGAUUCAAUCAAGCUUCUAUGGUUUAGCCUCCAAUUUGUAUCUGUUCCUUCAAGUAAUCUCUGAUGCUAAAAAAACAACAAUCAAAACGAUGAAGAACUUUGAGGAAAAAACAAAGGAAGCUUGAUUGAAUCCAGGCAUCGCUAAUUAUUAAUCCUUCAAUCAGAAAACAUGCUUUCUUUUCCCGUCCCCUACUCAACAUCACUCGAUUAACGAUCUUAAUGACACACAGUGGUGAAAUGAAAAGACAAUAUUUAUUUCUACAUGUUUGGGAUAAUUGAUUUGUAUCUUUUUUGUUGUUGUUGAAAACUGCUAGUGUUGAGUGAUCAACCAAGUUCUCAAUUAGUUUUAUUCUACUACACAGUGUUCAGAUGAAUGUUCAGAUUGUUGAUUUAAGGAUUUGCCCAAAUAUUAAGUCCAGUCAGAUCCUUAGAACUUGAAUAUGCUAUAUUUGAUAUUUGUCAACAUAUACUGCAAUUACCACAACGUAUACAACUGUGACUCCAUAUAUAUGUAUGCAUGAUGAAUAUAACAUGAGAAUAGUUUACAAUAUAUGUCGUUUUUACAUCUGCUGUUCCUGUGUGUGUAAAGCAUUGCUUUUGUGAAAGUGAGAAUAAUUGAGAUAUUUAAUAAUAUGUGCAGUGCAUUUUGACAAAAACAUUCAAAUAUUCCUGGGUUUAGGGAUUUAAUAUUUUGUUCAAGUAUUUGUUUAUUGAGGUUGUAGGGGAAACUGCACAACUUAUUUUUGAAUUGGGAACAAAGGUGCAAUUUAAAUGGUAGUGAAUGUGAUUCACGUCAAUGGCCAUCGCUGAAAACACCUUUUAGGUGGCAACACCUUCCGCAUUUGCCCCCAAAGUUCCACCUUUUCAGGUGUACCUUUUCAAAAUCGAUUACCAUUCACAGAAAUAUUAUCAAGUGCUGUCAACUACUUACUGUGUAUCUCCAUAAUGCUUGUAUACAUGCAUAGCCAGAUGGAUGUUCUUUUCCAGCUAAACUGUUCAAUAAUCUGUUGAAAGUACUUAACUAGUCACCUGUUCUAUGUUUUGCAUUUGCUUUAAGCACAACCAUGGUACUCUGAACAAUGAUCAACACUUGACUUUGUGAAUACCAUUUACUGUUUGAAUAGUUUUUUUAUUUGUGACUUCUAACCUCUAUUUCUUUGAGUGUUUGAAAAUGACACAUAGGGAAAGUGUAGUGGCAUGUAUCAAGCACAGACCCAGUCUAUUGCACCCACAAUGAUAAUUGAAGAUGGAACAAUUAUGAUAAAGGCUUGGUACUUUCCCUGUAUUUCUGUUUGUAAAUGUUUUUUUGUUUGUUUGUUUUUGAAGAGCUAGAUUCCCCUGUUUCCCUUAAACCUUAGUUGAGUCGGGUUAAAUAGUCUUGCAUUUUUUGUUUGUGGUUCUGGCCUUUUUCUCCAAUGGCAAAUGUUCUUCUCUUAUUUUUCAGCAAUCUCAGCUUUUUGAAUUCUGAAACUCAUAUUGUUUUCUUUUUCGCUGUCAUUAUUCCAUUUUUUGAUGCAGCGGACCUACAUCCUAUAGAGAGGUGUAUGUUUUUUGUAUUGUGUUUGCCAUUAGAAUACAGUUGACAUGUUUUGUCUUGCGUUUUGGUAAUAAACCUUUCAUGAAAAAAAUG